This is a messenger RNA of Drepanopeziza brunnea f. sp. 'multigermtubi' MB_m1, 1734 nucleotides long. RefSeq lists its product as uncharacterized. NCBI's taxonomy places the organism in Eukaryota, Fungi, Ascomycota, Leotiomycetes, Helotiales, Drepanopezizaceae. The record is from RefSeq and is a predicted model, not a curated record. Gene Ontology annotation, molecular function: catalytic activity.
AUGGCUGUCGAUACUUCUGGUCAGCAAAAUGGCGCUCACCCUCCUUAUUCGGUGCUCGAUGGCAGCAAAAAGGCUACACAAUUCUUGAAGCAGGUCGCCGGGAAUCAGAUACCACCGGAAUUUUUACCGCAUCUGGACGAGGUCACUUUAACGACCGCCACUGAUGGAACCCAACUAUACUUUCCAUGCCCGUUCAAAGAGACUGAAGCGACUGUUGCUCUUAAGUCAGUUGAAGCAGCCGCGGUAGCGGCCCUCGCUCAACUCCGAUUUCCAAACGAUGCACCGAAGAGAAAAAUCGAGGUGGACUUGGAGCGAACGGCCACUUUUUUAUUCUCGACAUACAUUGCCACGAUUGCUGGUAUGGGAAAGCAAGAUCCAAAUGUCAAAUCGAAACUCAAGAAAACCGAUUUGCUCGAGGCGCAAGCAAUUUUAUACCGAAGGUUAUCUGCCAAUCUCUACGAGACCAAGAAUCCUGGAGAGUACUACCACAUCCAUGGAUCUCUCGAGGCUGGCAAGACCUUGAACAUGAUCGGCUUGGAAGCAUACCGACCAGAUCUGACCGACUACCGAGAAUGCAUCGAUGUGAUCGAGAGCCAUGUUAAGAAGUUCACUGUUCCUGAGUUGGAAGAGAUGAACGCAAGGGAGAGGCAAGCAGGCGUUCCCGUAAUCAAGUGGGAGGAGUUCAAGCAAACCAAUCACGGACAAACACUCCUCUCCAUUCCUCCUUGGGAAGUGCGGAAAAUUGCCGACUCACCCCCAGUACCCUUCUCCGCCUCUCCCUCGCCACCCACCCCAUCCUCAAAGCCGCAAGUCCUUGCUGGGAUCCGGGUUCUCGAACUAUGCCGUAUCAUCGCAGGUCCAGCCAUGGGGCGCACUCUCGCUGAAUAUGGAGCCCAGGUAAUCAAAGUGACCUCGCCUAAUCUUUCCGAUGUUCCUUUCUUCCAAGUCGAUGGCAACACUGGCAAGCACACUUGCGAUCUUGACCUGAAAACUCCAGCUGGCCGGCAGGCAUUCGAAGAGCUUCUCCAAACCGCCGAUGUAGUCCUUGACGGCUAUAGACCUGGUAGCUUGGAGCGAUUGGGCUACGGACCUGAAAAGCUCGUGGAGCUGACCAAGGGACGAGGCAAGGGUAUCGUGUACGUGGCAGAGGACUGCUUUGGCAAUAAGGGGGACAUGGCUGGGCGACCAGGCUGGCAGCAGAUUGCGGACUGCUACACCGGUGUCGCGUGGGCCCAAGGCCAGUUCAUGGGACUGGAUGAGCCCGUUGUUCCUCCCUUCCCCAUGUCCGACUACGGAACUGGAUGUAUGGGUGCCAUUGCUGCUCUGACGGGACUCUUCCGGCGGGCAACGGAUGGGGGUAGCUGGGUUGGUCGCACGAGCCUCUGCCAGUACGAUGUCUUUCUCCUGGGACUGGGGCUCUAUGGGAACGAUGUCCAAGCGCGGGUCCGCGCCGACCACGAUGAGGAUUUCUUUGGUUUGCGACACGCCGAUAGCGUCGAUGAAGUUGGCGGGAGAGCGCUGAAGAGCAUGCGCAGAGCCCACCCGGAGCUCUUUGACAAGAGCCUCAUGCAGACCGCUUUCAGCCGGGGCUUCGGAGAGGUGAUUAGCUGGUGUCGAAGUCCGGUGACGAUAGAGGGACUGAGAGUGGGGUUCGAUCGCGCGAGUCGACCCAAUGGGUUUGAUGCUCCGACUUGGGAGGAUUGGGAGGUUGAGGAAAGUGUUGUGGAGGGAUAG